UCGAGAGAGCUUGGCAGAUGCGUAACCUAUAUAACUAUGCCCAUACAGUCGUGCGUAAGGCGUGUGACAAGCCUUCGUGUGACAGGAGUGAUAACUGUCGAAAUAUAUUGUAAAAUUUUUCGCAUAACAAUGUCCUAGUGCAAUAAAUUUCCUAAGAACACGACCUACACUGUAUUUUAAGACGAGCCUUUCACUGUGUUCCAAAAAACUGUCACGAGUUGGUGAAACGUUUGAAGGCUGAAUGUUGAUCUCGCGCGUACGAUGUACGAAACUGCCACUUCGAAAUUAGUUUCUCGAUAUUUUACUACGACCUGUAAUUAACUAACGGAAACUAUGUCGAAGUCUGAUGGGCCGAAACUCGUGAUUGCGCUUUUCUCCUUCAAGGGGAAGAACAACGACGAAUUAUGCUUUAAGAAGGGAGACAUAAUAACGAUAACUCAAAUAGACGAUGAAGGUUGGUGGGAAGGUACACUAAAUGAUAAGACUGGUUGGUUUCCCUCUAAUUACGUCAAGGAAUAUAGAAUUCCAGAUGAUGGUCAUACAUCAAUUAAAACAUCUCCAGAAAGGAGCCCACAAGAGUCACCUAUACAUCAAAAACUCAAUCGUGAUAUAGUAUUAAAAGAUAUUGUCAAUUCUGAAAGAGUAAAUGUGGCAGAACUACAGGGUUUAAUGAACAAAUUUUUACAACCUCUUGAAACAUCAAAUAUACUGAAAAAAGAUGAAUAUAAGCAGUUACUUGGUAAUAUACACGAAGUCUUGGAAACUCAUCAAUAUUUAUUGGCAAACUUGGAAACAUCCAUUUUACAAGGACUCUCUGCAAGGAUGGGAAAUCUUUUCAUAACCAUCGCACCGAGACUGAAAUCUAUUCACACGACAUACUGUAAUAAUCAUCCACAAGCUGUUUGUAUAUUGGACAGAUACAGAGACGAAUUGAAUGAAUUUAUGGAACGUACUGGAGCAGUAUCGCCUGGUAUAUUAGUAUUAACCACUGGUCUUAGUAAGCCGUUCCGACGAUUGGAUAAGUAUUCUGCUAUGCUUCAAGAAUUAGAAAGGUACACUGAAAAGAAUCACCCUGACAGAGGAGAUACUCAACGUAGUAUAGCAGUAUAUAGAGAAAUUGCGGAUCAUUGCGCUUCCAUACGUAAGCAACGCGAGUUAGCACUUCAAAUAUUAACCAGCGGGAUUAAGGGGUGGGAAGGCGAAGAGUUGAACUCGUUAGGCGAGGUUCUUCACGUUGGAUCUGUAACUCUGGCAACCGGCGUAGAUCGCAGAGACAGAUGCUUCGUUCUAUUUCCCACCACUUUGCUGGUGCUUAGUACCAGUCCAAGGAUGAGUUCCUAUAUUUACGAGGGAAAGCUCCCAUUGACAGGUAUUAAUGUAACUGGAAUUGAAGAUACCGAUGAAAUAAGAAAUGCCUUGGAAAUCACCGGACCAAUGAUCGAAAGUAUCGUUGUGCUGUGUCCCACGAGAGAAGAGAGGCAACGUUGGAUCGAGCUUUUAAUUCAGGAACAAGGCACUAGCCUCCUGAAAUCACCGACUAUGCCCCGCCAGAUGAACAAUCAGAUGAACGGGAAGCAUCAACGACCGACAAUAGAGCAUUGUUCGUCUCCAGGGAUUAAGACACCUUGGAGCCUUGCAUCAUUAAGACCUGCUCCUCCCUUAUAUUCUCUUAAGAAUUUUGGCAAAAUAGAUGCUACUACAGAUACAUCGCGCCCAUCACGAUCAUGCAAUGAACGACAAUUUGAAGAAGAUGCAAUCAUACUGAAAGUAAUAGAAGGUUAUUGUCUUUCUGUCAAUGCAAGGUUCACUAUACAUUCUGGGGAAUCUAACUCAAUGUCAGAUUAUGAGUCACAAAAGUCACGCGACAGGAUAUCAUCUAUGCAUAACAGAGGCAACUGGGAAUCUUGUAACGAUAGGACAUUAUCGGAAACGGUUAAGACUUUAAAGAAUCAAAUGACGGAUUUACAAUCACAAAUGUCAUUACUAACAAAACAACUAGAUGAGGAAAGGAGAUCGCGACUUUCAUUGGCUGCUACAGUAAAACGUAGCAUGGGAGUCAUAGAUGGAUAAAAAUAACAUCAAAGUGUAUAUUCGUAUUCGUAUUAUAAAAAGAACAAUGUUCCAAAAUAGAUUUUUCACGAUCUUCAUUUCUUAUAUACAAAUUUUAACCACGAAUUGUAUAUGUUGCGUGUUGUUGGAAUGUUUUCGUAGUUUACUAUUUGUAUAAUAUAUAUAUAUAUGUGAUAAACAUAGAAUAAGCAUACAUGACAGAAAAAUUAUUUAUGUAUUUUUUUAGUGUAUUGUACACUUAGUAAUAAAGAAUAUACAGAGAA
This is a messenger RNA of Dinoponera quadriceps, 2333 nucleotides long. RefSeq names its product rho guanine nucleotide exchange factor 7 (gene RtGEF). The transcript has 12 exons. Gene Ontology annotation, molecular function: protein binding; guanyl-nucleotide exchange factor activity. NCBI's taxonomy places the organism in Eukaryota, Metazoa, Arthropoda, Insecta, Hymenoptera, Formicidae. The coding region runs from base 334 to 2070 and encodes 578 amino acids. The record is from RefSeq and is a predicted model, not a curated record.